CACUGCUGCUUCGCACUACGAUCCCACCUCGAUAUUCUCUUUCCAUAAACGGUUCGACACAAUGGCGAAAGCACUCAAGUUGAAAGCUGCGCUCGACAGGCAAAAGGGUGUCGAUCACAAACUCGAAAAGCAAAAGAAGAAGCAGAAAGAGGCAGAGAAGCGCAAGCGAGCGAAGCAGUCGAAAAACGAUGCUGAUGAAGGCGACGAGAAUGAGGGAGAUGAGGUUGACUUCUCUGCACUCGAGAAUGUCCUUGCCGGCGCAGAGGUCAUCGAAGUCGACGGCGAGGAAAAGGUGGACAAGAGACAGAAACCCAAGGCCGGCAAUCGCAAAGAGCGAAGAGCCGCCAUGCUUGCCGCCAAAGCAGCUGCCGAGGCAGAGGAGAUAGCGAAUGGCGGCAAGAAGGAGGAAGACGCAGAAGGUUGGGAGACCGACGAGAGCGAGGACGCGGAGGAUGCAAAUGGCGGCGUUGAGAUCGGCCCACUGUCGGACGAAUCUGAGUCGGAGUCUGAGAUCGAGAACGACGCUGCUGAGGAUGACGAAGACGACGAAGAGGACGAAGAGGAUAUCCCGCUAUCAGAUCUCGAAUCACUGGCGUCCGAAGACAAGGAAGACGUUGUCCCACAUCAGCGUUUGACCAUCAACAACACGGCUGCUCUUGCACGAUCAUUAAAGUCAAUCGCACUGCCUGCCGACCUGCCAUUUUCUGCUGUCCAAGCGAUCACUUCCGAGGAGCCUGUUCAGAUCGCAGAUGUCGAGGAUGAUCUAAACCGCGAGCUCGCCUUUUAUCGACAAUCACUCAACGCAGUCGCAGCCGCGCGCUCGAAGCUGAAGGCGGAAGGGGUACCGUUCAGCAGACCGACCGACUAUUUCGCUGAGAUGGUGAAGUCAGAGGAGCAGAUGGGCAAGGUGCGAGCGAAAUUGUUAGAUACCGAAGCGAGGAAGAAGGCAAGUUCGGACGCGAGAAGGCAAAGGGAUCUCAAGAAGUUCGGCAAGCAGGUACAGAUUGCGAAGUUGCAGGAAAGGCAGAAGGAAAAAACGGCGACGUUGGACCGCAUUCAGACUCUCAAGCGGAAACGCCAAGGCGCAGAUCUCGCAGCCAACGAGGACGAUCCAUUCGACGUCGCGCUGGAAGACGCCGCCACUACUGCUGCAAAGGACAAGGCAGAGCGAAGAGCUAAGGGUGAUGGACCAAACAGGAAACGUCAGAAGAAGAAUGAGAAGUUCGGGUUUGGUGGCAAGAAGCGAUUCUCUAAGAGCAACGAUGCCAAAUCGACCGCAGAUGACAGCGGGUAUUCAGUGAAGAAGAUGAAGGCUGGUAGCAAGCGACCAGGCAAGAGCAAGCGUGCACGAACAUAGUGUAAUGUCAGAAGGCGGUGCAAAAAUGUGCUUGUAUGGGGAUUUAGCGAGGCGUUCGGUACGUAAAAAUGCACAGUCGAUUGGAAUUACGCCAUGGUCUAUGGCGUUCUGACUACCAGA
Molecule: messenger RNA, 1477 nt
Organism: Cercospora beticola
Lineage: Eukaryota; Fungi; Ascomycota; Dothideomycetes; Mycosphaerellales; Mycosphaerellaceae
Product: EBP2 family rRNA-processing protein
Biological process (GO): rRNA processing; ribosomal large subunit biogenesis
Cellular component (GO): nuclear periphery; nucleolus; preribosome, large subunit precursor
Source: RefSeq, a predicted model, not a curated record